This is a messenger RNA of Daucus carota subsp. sativus, 689 nucleotides long. Its product is annotated as large ribosomal subunit protein uL29y. Gene Ontology annotation, molecular function: mRNA binding; structural constituent of ribosome. Gene Ontology annotation, biological process: translation; maturation of LSU-rRNA from tricistronic rRNA transcript (SSU-rRNA, 5.8S rRNA, LSU-rRNA). Gene Ontology annotation, cellular component: ribosome; cytosolic large ribosomal subunit. The record is from RefSeq and is a predicted model, not a curated record. NCBI's taxonomy places the organism in Eukaryota, Viridiplantae, Streptophyta, Magnoliopsida, Apiales, Apiaceae. The coding region runs from base 148 to 519 and encodes 123 amino acids. The transcript has 4 exons.
GGUCACAAUAAUAAUAACGCCCUGCUAAGCCCAUUAAGAAAUUAUGCAGAUUCUGUACUCUACUAUAUAAAACCCUAACAAGCUCAUCCCCAUCAUCUUAUUCUAGGGUUUCAAGCUUCACCGCGCAUCCGUACAGUCCCCGCAGCAAUGGCGAGAAUCAAGGUUCAUGAAUUGAGGACAAAGCCGAAGGCUGAUUUGCUGGCACAACUCAAGGAUCUCAAAGCUGAGCUUGCUCUUCUCCGUGUCGCUAAAGUCACUGGUGGCGCUCCUAACAAGCUCUCUAAGAUUAAGGUGGUAAGGACAUCCAUUGCUCAGGUAUUGACUGUUAUGCAACAAAAACAAAAAGCUGCUCUGAGGGAAGUGUACAAGAACAAGAAGCUUAUGCCUCUGGAUUUGCGUCCCAAGAAAACAAGAGCCAUUCGUAGGCGUCUGACCAAGCACCAGGCUUCAUUGAAGACAGAGCGUGAAAAGAAGAAAGAGAAGUACUUUCCAAUGAGGAAGUAUGCAAUUAAAGUGUAGGCAAGAAUCAGCAAGGGUCAAGUUUUUGGUAUCGUGUCUAUAAAUCUCGAUUCCAAUUUUGAGUUCAGAGAACUGUUUACCAUUUCUCUAUAUUGGUGGAUCUUUAUUUAAGUGUAUUGUUGUCCCUUUACAUCACUAAACUAAUGAAGUUGUCGUAUAUUUUCACUAAA